Messenger RNA from Cornus florida, 387 nucleotides. RefSeq lists its product as uncharacterized. The record is from RefSeq and is a predicted model, not a curated record. Bases 1 to 387 code for a protein of 128 amino acids. Lineage: Eukaryota; Viridiplantae; Streptophyta; Magnoliopsida; Cornales; Cornaceae. The transcript has a single exon.
AUGUUAUCUGCCUUCAAGAAGCGGGACAUGCGAAAAAAAAUAAGGCUGUCAAGGGAGAACAAAGAGAAGAAUGAUGGGUUGGGUGGGCAACGAAGUGAUGUAGAUGGUAAUGAUGAUGAUGUUGACCAUGUUGAGGAAUCAGGUGGGGAUGAAAAAGUUCAGGAUGAAGAAGUUGAGGAUAAAGAAAGUGAGGAUGAAGAAGUUGAGGAUGAAGAAAGUGAUGGAGACUCUACAGUUGGCAAUGAGGCCAAUGAGGAAGGUGAGGAUGAAGAAAGUGAUGGAGACUCUGCGGAUGGCAAUGAAGAAAAUGAGGAAGGUGAGGAUGAAGAAAAUGAUGGAGAGUCUGGCAAUGGCAAUGAAAGAAGCGAAAAUGAAGAAACUGAUUAA